UUUCAUUUUAAAUUCAGGUUUCGGACUGUAAAGACCUCCAAAAAACAAAAAAAAAAACAAAAUUUAUAGUAUAAAUUUCCAAAUUAGUGAUAUUUUCUAAAAAAAAAAAUAGUUAUGGAGUACGGAAACGGUAUGCAAUACGAAGGCUAUGGCCAGGGCGGAGAAGGCUAUGAGAUGAACUAUGACCAGAUGGGCCGUGGCCAAGGAUACGGCCAGCAGGAGGGUGGCUUUGGGCAGGAGUCAAGGAACUACCAGAGCGGAUCGGCGGCUCUCGGAGGUCCCGGAUACCGCAGUCCACUGCGGUACAACAAGAUCCUCCGCGAAAUGAACUCGCGCAACGGACUUUAUUCCCCAAUGGAGCAGCAACGAGGAGCUGGCCAGGGCGAUUACUAUAACACCCUGCCCGGCCUUGGCGGAGCGGAAGGUCAAGCCUACCAGCAGCGUGGCAAUGGAAACUCCUACUUCUGAAUGUGUGUGCCCAUGCAGUUUGUGGAAUUUAUGGCAUGCAUUUUGGCGUCUCUCUCACGUUAAAUAAAGUUUGAAUUCAAAUUA
Drosophila eugracilis is the source of this 552-nucleotide messenger RNA. Its product is annotated as heterogeneous nuclear ribonucleoprotein A2 homolog 1. The record is from RefSeq and is a predicted model, not a curated record. The transcript is spliced from 3 exons. Lineage: Eukaryota; Metazoa; Arthropoda; Insecta; Diptera; Drosophilidae. The coding region runs from base 115 to 468 and encodes 117 amino acids.